Messenger RNA from Dromaius novaehollandiae (emu), 750 nucleotides. Its product is annotated as lutropin subunit beta-like. Bases 1 to 750 code for a protein of 249 amino acids. Lineage: Eukaryota; Metazoa; Chordata; Aves; Casuariiformes; Dromaiidae. Gene Ontology annotation, biological process: G protein-coupled receptor signaling pathway. The transcript is spliced from 3 exons. The record is from RefSeq and is a predicted model, not a curated record. Gene Ontology annotation, molecular function: hormone activity. Gene Ontology annotation, cellular component: extracellular region; cytoplasm.
AUGGCGAUGGCGGUGGUGGUCUUCGUCGCCACGGCGAUGGCGGUGGUGGUCCUCGUCGCCAUGGCGAUGGCCGUGCGGGUGAUGCUCUUCCUCGUCGCCGUGGCGAUGGCCGUGGUGGUGGUGAUGCUCUUCCUCGUCGCCGUGGCGAUGCUGGUGGUGGUCCUCGUCGCCACGGCGAUGGCGGGGGGGCUGCUCCUCCUCGUCGCCAUGGCGAUGGCCGGGGGGGUGCUCCUCCUCGUCGCCAUGGCGACGGGGCUCCUCCCCGGCAUCCUCGUCGCCAUGGCGACGGUGCUGGUGCUGGCGGCCCUGCUGGGGGCCGGGGGGGCCGGGGGGGGCCCCACGGCCCUGGGGGUCCCGCUGGGGGUCCCGCUGGGGGUCCCGGCGGCCCUGGGGGUCCCCCCCGGGCGCCCCCCGUGUCGCCCCGUCAACGUGACGGUGGCGGCCGAGAAGGACGAGUGUCCCCAGUGCCUGGCCGUGACCACGACGGCCUGCGGGGGCUACUGCCGCACCCGGGAGCCCGUGUACCGCAGCCCGCUGGGGGCCCCGGCGCAGGCGGCCUGCGGCUAUGGGGCCCUGCGCUACGAGCGCCUGGCGCUGCCCGGGUGCCCCCCCGGCGCGGACCCCGCCGUCGCCGUCCCCGUGGCCCUGAGCUGCCGCUGCGCCCGCUGCCCCAUGGCCACCGCCGACUGCACCGUCGCCGGCCUGGGGCCCGCCUUCUGCGGAGCCCCCGCCGGCUUCGCCCCCCAAUAA